AUGGCAAACAACGGUGUUACAGUGGAUGUUGCUGCACCAACCCGAAUUGUUGUACCACAAGCAGAGAAACCGGGUAAAUUUGGUGAAGAUGCUGUAGAUUUAAGCAAUAACGAAUAUUUGAACAAUUAUUACGUUGUAGCGGUGGAGUUUGACACGCUGCAGAAACGUGAGUUUGAUGAUAUUGACAGCACUCAUGUUGGCAUUGACAUCAAUGGCCUAAAGUCUGUAAUAGCCAAGUCGGCUGGUUAUUAUACCAGUAAUGAGAAAUCCUUCAAUAACUUAACUCUUGCUAGUGGUCAGCAAAUGCAAGUUUGGGUGGAAUAUGAUUAUGUGGAUAAGCAUAUGAAUGUCACAAUGGCUCCAAUGCACAUUGCAAAACCAGACCGGCCUCUCCUGUCCUUAGUCUACGAUCUUUCAUCUGUCACCGAUGAAAACGUGUCAAUUGGCUUCUCAGCAUCAGGACUGGUCUAUCUUCAUGAAGAGUGGGAUUAA
Molecule: messenger RNA, 492 nt
Organism: Solanum pennellii
Lineage: Eukaryota; Viridiplantae; Streptophyta; Magnoliopsida; Solanales; Solanaceae
Product: L-type lectin-domain containing receptor kinase V.9-like
Exons: 2
Coding region: 1-492 (163 amino acids)
Molecular function (GO): carbohydrate binding
Source: RefSeq, a predicted model, not a curated record